Aphanomyces invadans is the source of this 2914-nucleotide messenger RNA. RefSeq lists its product as hypothetical. Gene Ontology annotation, molecular function: guanyl-nucleotide exchange factor activity. The coding region runs from base 375 to 2834 and encodes 819 amino acids. Gene Ontology annotation, biological process: small GTPase-mediated signal transduction. The record is from RefSeq and is a predicted model, not a curated record. NCBI's taxonomy places the organism in Eukaryota, Oomycota, Saprolegniomycetes, Saprolegniales, Verrucalvaceae. The transcript is spliced from 2 exons.
CGUCGGCGGCGACGGCGGCCAUGAUGGAGCUGAAGCGGGGGAUUCUGAGUGUACACGGCACGUUUCUGGUGCGUCCCGUCCGUCCUUGAUGAGUGUGGCGCUUCUCUGACAGCCGUGCGCGCGUGCAGUGGCGCGAAAGGGACGUUGUCGUGACCCAAGGCCAAGUGGCGAUCUACCGGCGGACCCGAGGCACGCUCAAGACCAAGAUCAACUUGUGGGAUCCGCAUGUCUACAUUGCGUUUGCUGCAAAUGAAACGACACUUACAAUCACAUGCCAUCACGACGACGAGGUCAUUCUGGACUGCCGCACCCCCGCUGAGCGGGAUGCGUGGCUCGCCGUACUCUACGCCGCCCAAGCCAACGCCCCCACUGUGAUGUCCUCUACGUCUCAGAGCGCCGACGACGACUCUGACACGGACUCGGAUUUUGAAACCUCUGGCGGGUCGGACGACAGCACGACCGAAGGCACGCUCGCCGCGUUUCAAAACGUCCGGUCAUCCAUCAUCUUCGACGUGGGACAACUCACACGCGACGAAAUCAACCGAGUGUUGUUGCCCACCACUCAAUCCUUGGACGCCGCGGCCACGUCUCCGGUGCCCAUUCCGUCCUCCUCGACGCCCCAAACAUGCUCGUCGUCGUCCAAACAUCUUGUGGCGCUGGCGACCUACAUUGAGCGAACUGAGAAUGGCGGUCGCAUCGUCCUGCUACAUUGGGACGUCAUCGUUGAGCUUGGUUUGGGCAUGACGCUGCCAGCGCUCCUCAUGCUGCUCUCUGAUCGGCAAGGAACGAGGGUGCCAACUUCGAGCUGUGCGCCGGCGGCCCAUCGCAAGCCAAGCCUGACACAUAAAACGAACGUGUCGAGCUUUGUUCGUGACCUGCUCUUCCACCCUUUGUACAGCCAGCGGCUUCGAUCGUGCGAAGCGGCGUGUCUGGCCGUGAUCGAUUCACGGUUCCCGCAUUGCCGACUGCGACGCUUCAGCAACACGGACGACGACCUCCCAUCCACGUUCAAGUCAUCGUCGUCAUCGACGGCCAUCACGUCCCAGACAAUUCCAUUGCUUGUGCGCAAGCACAGCGUGCCGCAGACAUCGUCGUCGUCUAUGUCGUUGUCGUCGGACUGGUCGACGGAAGUGAAGAAGCGCAACUCGUUUCCCAGCAUCGUCAUGUCGGGCAUUUCGCUCGCGCAGUUGCAGCCGUCCACCGUGACCAAUUCCUUUGCGACCGUGCCACCGCUUCGCACUGUCAUGGCCACGUACAAACUGACGCCGCUCAUGUUUGCACAGCAGUGCACCCUGUUCCACCACGGCCAACUGACGGCGUUGCCGUUGUGGAGCUUUCUGUCGCCCGGUCAUUUCCAAAAAGAUAUCAGCGAUAGCUUCAAUCGACUCACAGCGUACUUGGUGUGGUCGAUUCUGGUCGAGGACUCGCCGACCGACCGCGCGGACGCGAUCGAUGCAGUCACGGCCGUCGCGAUGGCGUCCAGUGCCAAGUUUGUCAACAACUUUCACCUUGUCAUGGCGUGCAUUGGCUGUCUUGGCGACACGCCGCUCAUGCAAUCGCGCCUCCCGCUCACGUGGAAGCGCGUCAAGUCGAAAACCAAGGCGCAUCUGUACGAGCUCCGGUCGCUGUGUGACUACACUGGCGGGUUCGACACGCUCCGCCGCAAGCAGUCGCUCAUUUCCGCGACGUGUCCAUCGCUUCCGUUCCUCGGGAUUGUUGGUGCUGCCCUCGAGCGGCUCAAGUCGUCGCCGUACCUGGUGUUCAACGCCACGGCGAGCGAAAGCAGUGGAAGUGAACCGCCAAGCGAAGGCCACCUCGACAUGGAACGCCUUGAGCGGCAGUACAACACGCUCCACGUCGUCGAAAACGCCAUGACGACGCAAUACCCGCUCAUCGGGCAAAGCGACGUCCAGCACCUCCUCGGCACCCUUCCAAAGCAAUUGCAGUUUGUCACGCCCAAGCUGCUGCACAUGCGGUCGCUGCAGCUCCAGCACAGCGAGACACAGAGCUUGCGGUCGUCGGCGGCCGUAUUGUUUUCCAGUAAUCCGAGCGGUAGCAGCGUCUCCGACGGAACCGGAGGCAAUGCUGCAACGGCCACCGGCGCCAUGCGGCGCGUUUCGAUGACGACUGAGAGCGGCCGAGUGCUGUCGUUCCGUGCGAGUUGUGUAUUGUGGCAUUGCGUGGCCAAGCCGGAAGACCGACUCAGGAUGCUCGUGGAAGCGCUCUUCGCCGACGACAAGUCGACCCCGGCGCGGCUCGCCGCGACUUUGCAUCGCGACGUCAGGACAUGUGUGUUUACAGCGUCGUCAGCGGCCAUGUGCUUGCAAGUGACGCAAGGGCUGGAUGCGAUCUUUCGAACGGUGGUCGACACGAGCGGUGGCGAGUGUGUCGAAGUGACGGGGUGGGAAGAUCCAAAGGACUGGCAACCCAAGCUAUACGAGUGUCUGGUGGAUGUAGUGUUUGCGUCGAUGGCGCAGAUCGUGCAGGCCAAGCUCCAGGCCGAGUACAAGGAGCAGGACGGCCAGCUCCGCCGACGGCUCCAGAAUCAAACGGACACGCUGGUUCAUUACACCAUGUUCAACCCACUCAACCAACUCGUCCUCCAGGGCCAGACGCCGGUCGCGCUUCUCCGCCUCCUCUCGUCCGUGGUCCAAGAACUCAACUCGACGGACGCCAUCGCUCGCAAGCAGCUGCGGACACUGCUUGCCAACAGCACGUCGACGACUCCCCAAAGCGCGAUCGAGUUUGUGUCAUCGACAAUCGACUUGACCAAGUGCUCGACCGACCUCGUCCGGGGCAUCGAUCUCUUGAAGAAAGCCGUCCAGCUACCAUAGCGACCAGUCGGCGCCGUGAUGCGUCGCCCUAUUUAAGUGCCGUUUGUCUCUCGUAAUAACAUGACUGCCUUUCUAGCCAA